GGGCUGCUGUAAUUCAUUGGAGGGGCAAUGGACCGGAGUCGUGACUUAGGGGAUGUGGUUGCAUUCUGGAUGUGUGUUUCUAAUUUUUCUUUCUUUUUAGUUUUGUUCCUCACCCAAUAAGGGUUUUAGAAACAGGAAGGAAGAAGAUGAGAGAGAGAGAGGAAAAUUGAUACGAGGGUUCCAUGGGUUCCCUCUUGUAUGUGCCCUGACCUGGAAUCGAACCCACCCCUUUUGGUGUGCAAGAGGACGUUCCAAUCAGCUGAGCCAGUCAGAGUUGUAUGUGUAUUUUUUAAAACGGCAGCUCUGGCAACCUAUCUGGUUUUGUUCAGUGGUUAGAGCGUCAGCCUGCGGACUGAAGGGUCUCAGGUUCGAUUCUGGUCAAGGGCAUGUACCUUUCAGAUGGGUAGAUUGGGAAGGGGAAAGGAUUCUAGGUUCUCAGUAUAGGAGCUUUUUGUGGUUUUAUUUGUCCCCAUCAUGCCAGGGCAGAGUGACCUUUGAGGACGUGGCUGUGUACUUCUCCUUGGAAGAAUGGGAGCUCCUCGAUGAGGCUCAGAGACGUCUGUACCACGAUGUGAUGCUGGCGAACUUGGCACUUACAACUUCCUUGGGUUGUUGGUAUGGAGCCCAGAAUGAGGAGGCACCUUCUGAACUCAGCGAUUUUUUACAAGGAGUGUCACAGGUUAGGACUCCCAAGGCAGGUGUGUCUCCCCUGAAUGCUCAUCCUUGUGAGCUGUGUGGUGUGGACUUGAGAGACAUUUUGCACUUGACCGAGCACCAGGGAACACGUCAUGGGCAGAAACUGUUCAAGAUUGGGACAUGUGAGAAACAGUUGGAUGUCAGUACAGACCUUCAGCAUCAGAAGCAGCACGUGAGAGAGAAGUGCUUCAGAAGUAACGCUUGCAGAGUCUCAUUUGUAAAGGACUGCAAAUUCUGUGUGUCAGGGAAGCCCUUUUCCUGUGGGGAGGUUGUGAGGGACUUCCUGGCCAGCUCAAGAUUUCUUCAGCAUCAGGCCAUAUAUACCAGGGAGAAGUCAAACAGGAGAACUAAAAGUAGGGUAGCCUCUCACAGGGGAAAAACCCUGUCUGACUCUGGAGAAUAUAUAAGAGACUUCAGUUGCAAUCGCACGUUUGUUCAGCACCAGAGAACCCUCACUAGAGAAAGAGGCUACAUGUGCUGUGAAUGUGGAAAAUUUUAUAGCAAAAGCUAUAGCCUCAAUGACCAUUGGAGAGUUCACACUGGGGAAAAGCCUUAUGAGUGUGGGGAAUGUGGGAAUUCCUUUAGGCAAAGCUCUAGCCUCAUUCGACACCGGAGAGUUCACACUGGAGUAAGGCCUCAUGAGUGUGACCUAUGUGGAAAAUUAUUUAGCAACAAGUCCAACCUCGUUAAACAUCGAAGAAUUCACACUGGAGAAAAGCCAUAUGAGUGUAAUGAAUGUGGGAAGUCCUUUAGUGAAAGCUCUGCACUACUUCAACACCAGAGUGUUCAUACUGGAGAAAGGCCUUAUGAGUGCAGUGAAUGUGGGAAAUUCUUUACCUACCACUCCAGUCUCAUAAAACACCAGAGAGUUCACUCUGGGUCAAGGCCCUAUGUGUGCAGUGAAUGUGGAAAAUCCUUUACUCAAAACUCCAGCCUCAUUGAACACCACAGAGUUCAUAGUGGAGAAAGGCCUUAUAAGUGCAGCGAAUGUGGGAAAUCUUUUAGCCAAAGUUCUGUGCUUCUUGAGCAUCGGCGAGUUCACACUGGAGAAAGGCCUUAUGAGUGCAGUGAAUGUGGGAAAUUCUUUACUUACAGUUCUAGUCUCUUAAAACACCAAAGAAUUCACACUGGAGAAAGGCCUUAUAAGUGCAGUGAAUGUGGGAAAUUCUUUACUUACAGUUCUAGUCUCAUCAAACACAUGAGAAUUCAUACUGGAGAAAGGCCUUAUGAGUGUAGCGAAUGUGGGAAAUCUUUUAGCCAAAGCUCUGCACUUCUUCAGCAUCGGAGAGUUCACACUGGAGAAAGGCCUUAUGAAUGCAGUGAAUGUGGGAAAUUCUUUACUUAUAGCUCUAGUCUCUUAAAACACCAGAGAGUUCACACUGGAUCAAGGCCUUUUGAGUGUAGCCAGUGUGGGAAAUCUUUCAACCAUAGCUCAAGCCUCAUUAAACACCGAAGAGUUCACACUGGAUAAAGGCCUUUAUUUACCUUCAACUUCAGGCUCCUAAACCACCAUGUCACAUUGGAUGAAGGCCUUAUGAUUGUGGCAAAUGUGGGAAAUUAUUUACCAAACUCAAGCGUGUUUACAUCCAGAGAAUUAACAUUAGAGAAAGGCCUUAAAAAUGCAAUGAAUAUGAGAAGGCCUGCAGCUGAAGGACUUGCCUUAUUGGAUACCACACUUUUUUUGGGGCUGUUGUAUCCUGCUCAGCAUUGGUGACGGAACAUCUGUCCCCACAGGUCCUGCAGUGGAACUGUGGACUCUGAUGUCCUGAAUUCUGUAGGGCAACAUCACUGGUUUUAAAAUUACAGGGGCAGGAGAAGGGUCAUUGUUGCAGAAACACUGGGUUCAUAGAGAAUGGAAGAGACCACCACAAACUGGUUAGCAUGCUCCUUUUAUUUAUACAUGCAUUUCAUUUCAUUUUGUAAAAUACGGCUCUCCUAAAAGUCUGCAACACUUAAUCCCUAUGGCUGUGAAGGAUUUGCAGGUACAGACAUUCUUGGGCCUUCCUGAACUAUGUAUCUUGUGUAGCUGUGGGUCCUGUCAGAGAAAAUAAAGGUUUUGUGGAUAUCUGUGGCCUGCCUGGCUGUUCACAUAAGACCAUUGCUGUGCAAUAACAUGAGAGAAGCGAGAUCUCAGUCCAGCCAUAUGGCUUUUGUGGCCUAGUCACUGUUGCUGUAAAAAAGUGAAAACACCCUUCACUGCUCACAUUUUUUUUUUUAUUAAAGA
This is a messenger RNA of Miniopterus natalensis, 2920 nucleotides long. The record is from RefSeq and is a predicted model, not a curated record. NCBI's taxonomy places the organism in Eukaryota, Metazoa, Chordata, Mammalia, Chiroptera, Miniopteridae.